AUGGACUCAUUUGGGAUAUUUCAUCAAGCCAGAAGGAGGACCAUGGGAAGUUCAACCUCCUCUCUUGUCGAUGAGACUGAUGGUGAGCCGGGUCCCCGCGGCUUUCCUCUUCCUCCCUCCCCAGUCAUGGGAUGUCUGAGGAGCAGCCAGAGCACCUUCAUGCCUCGGCAGCUUCCUCGACCCGCCAGGCACAGAGAGCGCAGUUUCUCCUCCGGCUCGGUGCCAAUGCAAAGCAGCCAGUGGGCGUGCAUCUGCUGCACCUUCCUCAAUGCAGCUGGCGCCCCCCGCUGUUCAAUCUGUGAGGCUCCCCGGAGACGGCCCGAGGCCUUCCGAUGGACGAGGCGUGGGAGUGGCAGGGAGGACUGCCGCUGGCCCUGUCCCCGCUGUACACUGACUAACUCCCCAAGCAGCCUGGCCUGCUCCCUUUGUGGCUACACUGGAGCACCUGGGAGACAGGAGCCACCAUGCAAUGCUUCGCGGGACCAGCCCCGUCCUCGACGCUCCAGCAGCUGCUCCAGUCCCUUCAAACAGUCUCAGAUGUUGUCCACUGAGCCAUGUCCGCAGCAGACAGCCAGCCAAAAGGAGGGAAAUGCAGGAGGUGUCAAAGACAGGGGACAGGGUUGGGACUGUGCGAGGUGCACUCUUCAAAACACUCCCGCCUCCAUGUCCUGCUCUGCCUGCGGUGGUCCUCGCAAACUGUCUCUCCCUCAGAUUCCUGCAGAAGCCCUGUUCAUGCCUGAGGUCUGUGAUCAAACAGGAGUGCAGCUGCCAGAGCCUGCAGCAGGGGCAUUGUCCCUCUCUGUCUCAACCAGGGGGGAGUCCCUACCGGCAGAUGCACCCUAUCCGCAGCCUCCCCCCUCCUCCCUCGUGGGGCAGAAUAACCCGGUCCCCUGCAGUCGCAGAGAAGUUCCACCUCCACCUGUGUGUCUCAACCAAUCACACAACCCUAGUCCAUCUCCCUCUUCUCUGUCCACCCCCCAGGAGCUCCUGAACAGCAGGAGGCUCAGCAUCCUCAGGGAGGAAAUAUCACCCCUGACGCCAGCGUCAGAAACCUCAAAAUUGUUUCCUCCCACCUGCGCUGUACUCCCUCUCAGCAGGACAGAGCAGUCGUGGUCGUGCCCGGCCUGCACCCUCAUUAACGAGGUGAAGGCCAGGUACUGUGUGGCCUGCCACACCCCUCAGCUUUACCUCGCUCAGAUCAGACCCUCUGUGGCCGUCAAGAGGAAGGAGAGCAUGCUGGUGGAGGCCCGGCGUCAAAGUGAUGAAGGAGAGGCCAAAGAGCUCUGGGAGAACAUCAUCAGCUUCUGCAAAGAGAAUGGAGUGAUUUUUGUGGAUGACAGCUUUUCCCCUGGUCCCAAGUCAGUGGGCUUUCCAGAAGACGACAGUGUCCAACAGAGGGUCAAAAAGUGGCUCCGGCCCCACGAAAUCAACAACUGCAACUUUAGAGAUCGCGGGGUUAAGUGGUCUGUUUUCCGCACUCUUCGCCCAUCUGACAUCCUACAGGGACUUCUGGGAAACUGCUGGUUUCUGAGCGCACUGGCCGUCCUGGCUGAGCGUCCUGAACUGGUGGAGAAAGUGAUGGUGACCCGCUCGCUGUGUCCGGAGGGGGCCUACCAGGUGCGUCUCUGUAAGGAUGGCUCUUGGACCACAGUGCUGGUGGAUGACAUGCUGCCGUGUGAUGAGAAUGGCCAUCUCCUAUUCUCGCAGGCCCAGCGUAGGCAGCUGUGGGUGGCAUUGAUUGAGAAGGCCCUGGCCAAGCUCCAUGGUUCCUACUUCGCCUUGCAGGCAGGGCGCGCCAUUGAGGGCCUAUCCACGUUAACAGGGGCCCCCUGUGAGUCGCUGGCCCUCCAGGUCAGCGCCACCAACCCGCGGGAGGAACCCAUCGACACUGACCUCAUCUGGGCCAAAAUGCUGAGCUCUAAAGAAGCAGGCUUCCUGAUGGGGGCAUCCUGUGGAGGUGGUAACAUGAAGGUGGAUGACUCCGAGUACGAGUCUCUGGGUUUGCGUCCGCGGCAUGCCUACUCUGUUCUUGAUGUACGAGAUAUAGACAACCACAGGCUGGUACAACUGCGUAACCCCUGGGGCAGGUUCUCCUGGACCGGUCCCUGGGCAGACAGCUGGCCAAAAUGGCCUCCACACCUGAAGAGGGAGCUCUGUGCACAGCGUGCUGGGGACGGCCUGUUCUGGAUUGACUUCUGGGACUUCAUCAGGUACUUUGACGCAGUAGAUAUCUGUAAGAUCCAUUCAGAUUGGCAGGAGGUUCGGGUGCCUGGUGUUUUCCCCAGAGGGUCCAAUGUCCCGGUGACGGUGGUGUCACUCACGGUGCUGGAGAGAACAACCAUAGAGCUGGCCUUAUACCAGAAGGGCAGCAGGCGGUGGGACACGGCAGAGAGUCACUUGUUGGACCUCUGCAUCCUGGUCUACAGGGCAGGCUUCGACAGCGCCGGUGCCCUGGUGCUGGGCCGCCUCCUGGCCCACAGCAGGCGCUCGGUGAGGAGGUUCGUGGGCUGUGACGUGAUGCUCGAGCCUGGAGAGUACGCCGUGCUCUGCUGUGCUUUCAACCACUGGCAAAGCGCUGAGAUGGAGGGGAAAGCAAGCUGUUGCAGAUCAGAGCUACCGGGUUACAUGUUGGCUGUCUACAGCUCCAGACUGGUGGUGGUGGAGCAGGUGACAGCCUCGAUCACCACCAUAGCCGACGCCAUCGUCCAACUGAUGGAGACCAAGGGUGAGAGACACGAGGGCCGAGAGGGGAUGACCUGCUAUUAUCUGACCCACGGGUGGGCAGGGCUUAUCGUGAUGGUGGAGAACCGACACCCCAGACAUCACCUCCAUGUGUCAUGUGAUUGCAGUGACAGCUUCAACGUGGUGUCGACUCGCAGCAGCCUGAAAACCAUAGACAGCAUCCCUCCUCUGCACAGACAGGUGUUGGUGGUGCUGUCUCAACUGGAAGGCAAUGCUGGCUUCUCCAUCACACACCGCCUGGCCCACCGCAAAGCCCUCCAGGCUUCCCUGGGCAACUGGAGUCCCACCAAGGCAACACAUAGUCCGGCUCUCAGCCCAGAAACAGCAGGGCUUCAUCAGCCUCGUCCGCUUUGA
This is a messenger RNA of Lampris incognitus (smalleye Pacific opah), 3096 nucleotides long. RefSeq names its product calpain-15-like. The record is from RefSeq and is a predicted model, not a curated record. Gene Ontology annotation, biological process: proteolysis. NCBI's taxonomy places the organism in Eukaryota, Metazoa, Chordata, Actinopteri, Lampriformes, Lampridae. Gene Ontology annotation, molecular function: calcium-dependent cysteine-type endopeptidase activity. Gene Ontology annotation, cellular component: cytoplasm. The coding region runs from base 1 to 3096 and encodes 1031 amino acids. The transcript has 13 exons.